AACUUAACAGAACCACACAAUGUUCAGAUCUACCUUGACCCAGCUCACUAAGAUUGCUGCCCCACACCGUUUCUUGGCCACCACUGCCGAAUUGGCCCCAAGAGUCAAAACCUUUAAGAUCUACAGAUGGAACCCGGACACUCCGGAAAAGAAGCCAGAACUUCAGACCUACGAGAUCAACUUAAACGAAUGCGGCCCUAUGGUCUUAGAUGCCCUUUUGAAGAUCAAGAACGAACAGGAUUCUACCUUGACCUUGAGAAGAUCCUGUAGAGAGGGUAUCUGUGGCUCUUGUGCCAUGAACAUCGGUGGUAAGAACACCUUGGCCUGUUUGUGCCGUAUCGAUACCAACACCUCCAAGGAGUUGAAGAUCUACCCAUUGCCACACAUGUUCGUUGUCAGAGACUUGGUUCCAGAUUUGACCCACUUUUACAAGCAGUACAAAUCCAUCCAGCCAUACUUGCAGAGAGACACCGUCCCAGAAGACGGCACUGAAAACUUGCAAUCCGUUGCCGACCGUAAGAAGUUGGAUGGUUUGUACGAGUGUAUCUUGUGUGCCUGUUGCUCCACCUCCUGUCCAUCUUACUGGUGGAACCAGCAGCAGUACUUGGGGCCAGCCGUCUUGAUGCAAGCCUACAGAUGGUUGAUUGACUCCAGAGAUCAGGCCACCGCUGUCAGAAAGGAGAUGUUGCAAAAUUCCAUGUCCUUGUACAGAUGUCACACCAUUAUGAACUGUUCCAAGACCUGCCCAAAGGGUUUGAAUCCAGGUAAGGCCAUUGCCGAAAUCAAGAAGUCCUUGGCUUUCGACUAAACCACACAUAUCGAGAAACAUCCCGGCGACAGAUAAACAACCAGGAAAUUAAUUAUGCACCCCACUGGACCGUCUCCCGGAGUGGAAGGUUCGUCCAUCGGUCAAUUAGCAUCUGUGUCUAUUCUGGAUAUGAUUCGUCUCAUCCCCUUCCAUUCCGUUCUAUUCUCUCUUUUUGUCGCGUGUGCAUGCGCCCACUUAUUUAUUAUCCAAUAUUCUCUUAUGGCUCUCUUUUUGCUCUUCCUGUCUAGUAAUUCAUCCC
Babjeviella inositovora NRRL Y-12698 is the source of this 1067-nucleotide messenger RNA. RefSeq names its product succinate dehydrogenase iron-sulfur protein subunit (gene SDH2). Gene Ontology annotation, molecular function: 2 iron, 2 sulfur cluster binding; electron transfer activity. Gene Ontology annotation, biological process: tricarboxylic acid cycle; aerobic respiration; respiratory electron transport chain. The transcript has a single exon. The record is from RefSeq and is a predicted model, not a curated record. NCBI's taxonomy places the organism in Eukaryota, Fungi, Ascomycota, Pichiomycetes, Serinales. Gene Ontology annotation, cellular component: mitochondrial membrane. Bases 20 to 808 code for a protein of 262 amino acids.